Molecule: messenger RNA, 708 nt
Organism: Symbiodinium sp. CCMP2456
Lineage: Eukaryota; Dinophyceae; Suessiales; Symbiodiniaceae
Source: the annotation of a GenBank genome assembly
AUGGCGGCAAGCAAAGAAGCCGGUUCUCCACUGAGGCUGCCUCUCUCGGACAAGGAUCUUGACCUCAAGGCAGCAAACAAGAUCCUGGCCAGCGCGCAGACCCGCGAGAAGUUCUUAAAAAUCGUGCAGUAUGCCUCCAAGCUCUUUUCCUACGCACUGCUCCGCUCUGCCUACAAAGACUUGGGCAAGCACUUGGAGGCUCUCUCCAAGAGCCUCUCAACAGCUCGACGAUUCUUCAAGUUCUUCAGGUUCAUGAAGCAUUUCGAGGAUGUUGCAGAAGCAAGAGCGGAAGAGAGUCCCACAUUUCGGUCCUUGCUCUUCAUUGACAUCCUUGCGAAUCUUGUGGCAGACAUCUCCGAGGACUGGACCUCACUUGAGAAGGUGGGUAUUUUACGGAAGGGAACGCUGCACCCUCGCACCGAGUACUAUGCAAACUGGUGUCAGCUGGUCCUUGCGGUCGUGGAGAUUAUGGUGAGCAAGGUGAAAGCAGACCGGGCAAGCGAGAAGGCCAAGGUGCCAGGGAGCACGGUGCCGGAUCAGCGGAAAUCGCUUCUGGCUCGCCUGGAGUUCAGCAAAUUCCUCGCGGACCUCCUCAAGGCCUUCUGGGACUGCGAGCUCCCCUUCGCGUCGGAGUUGGCGUUUUGCCUUGCAGGGCUCUGGGCCGCGCUGGUGAGCACGCACAAGUACGCGCUGCGAGCCCUGAAGUGA